AUGCCACACUUCCUGCUGCACAGUCCUCUUGGGAGGCUGUGUGUGGCCCUGGCAUGUGUCCUGUCCCUUGGGAACACAGUGUCUGCCAGUAAAAGAGAAGCCAAGAAAGAAAAAGAAAUUAAUUUCCUGCCGACUGGUAUAGCAGGAUCUGUCCUUAAAGAAGAGUGGAAGGAGAAGGGGCUGGCGUUUCUUGCUUCCACAGAGCUGCCCGCAAGGUCUGUUGACCUGUCAGCACUUAACCUGACAGAUGUUGUAAACAGGAUGCUGAGCAGAGCUUUAAAAGAGAGCAGGCGGUUCUUCUCCCUGCUGAGCAUCACCUCCUACAGCUCCUUUGCCUUCCACAAGGUUUCCCUGGCCAUCUACAACAUUUCUAAUCUGAAGACAGUGGACCCAGCCAAAUUCCCCACAAGGUUCUGCUACUGUCUCAACAAUCGGACCAAUGACCUGUCAGAUUUCACAGCCCUCCUGGUAGAUGUCGUGGGGAACUCCACUGGCUCCCUCACAGAGGUUUUCAGGUCCACCUCCCUCCUCUCAGUGAGUCAGACUGAUGAAUCCGACUGCAUCUUCAUCUGUGUGAUGGCCGGCAAGGCAGGAAGGAAUCUCUCCGACUUCUGGGAGAUGGCAGAGAAAUCCCCAGUCAUCAACUAUACAUUCACAAGCAGUGCAUCUGCUGUCCUGGCUACCAGGGGAGCACCUGAAACACCACGGUUCCCUGCCGAAGGAAAGACACAGACGCCGACACUGUCCGUGCCUAGGGCUCAGACCACGGAAGAGAAAGCCCCCGGGGGGCCUCCGUGGGAAGCUCAGUCCUCCCCACCAGCCUCUGCAGAGGCCCAGGAGGCCAGGAGCACAGGGAGCUUUCUGGGGCCUGCUGCGGUAGUGAGCAUGGCCAGCAGCCCAGCCCAGCCCAGCCCAACCCGACUCGGCCCAACCUCAGGAACAGUGACCUCCAGCACUCAGACUUUGAGUCCGACCAAGGCACCAGCCCCCAAAGAUCUGCAAACAGGUGAGGCCCCUGCAGAGAGCCCAUUCGCCCCUGGGAAAGAGGCAGCCCUGCCCCCAGUUCCUCAUCAAGCAUCACGGUGUCCUCAGUCUCUUCUCAAAGAGGGAACCACAACAGCUGCUCCCAUCACACUGGCCAUCCAGAAGUUCAACCCAUGCCUGAUGGAGCUGUGUCGCUUCUUCCAGCAAUGCCUCUGUGGGAGCCAGAGGAGGAACCCUACGACAGACACUAUGCGGUACUGUCUGGACUACUACUCCUGGUUCCUGAAGAAUGCAACCUUCCUGUGUCAGAAGGUGACACGGGUGUCCCACUCACACACUUUAAAGCAAAAAUGCCUUGAAAAUAUCUGCAAGUCGGUAUGA
Cavia porcellus (domestic guinea pig) is the source of this 1365-nucleotide messenger RNA. It is a transcript of the gene Hhla1, whose product is annotated as HHLA1 neighbor of OC90. The coding region runs from base 1 to 1365 and encodes 454 amino acids. The transcript is spliced from 15 exons. The record is from RefSeq and is a predicted model, not a curated record. NCBI's taxonomy places the organism in Eukaryota, Metazoa, Chordata, Mammalia, Rodentia, Caviidae.